Nycticebus coucang (slow loris) is the source of this 1057-nucleotide messenger RNA. It is a transcript of the gene IL2RA, whose product is annotated as interleukin 2 receptor subunit alpha. The transcript has 9 exons. The coding region runs from base 150 to 992 and encodes 280 amino acids. Gene Ontology annotation, molecular function: interleukin-2 receptor activity; interleukin-2 binding. The record is from RefSeq and is a predicted model, not a curated record. NCBI's taxonomy places the organism in Eukaryota, Metazoa, Chordata, Mammalia, Primates, Lorisidae. Gene Ontology annotation, biological process: inflammatory response.
CUGACUCUUAUAGAGACCUCAGGGACCCGCAGAGAUGUCAGCAAGAGUGGAUUGAGCCUCAUUCCACAUCCUCCCAGAGGGAUGCGGAAAAGAGACUGACGGGAUACCCGGCCUUCCACAGAGAAACAGCUCCUCUUGGCUACCCCAAGAUGACCCCAAGUGCCAGAAAGAUGGGGCCACGCUUGCUGAUCUGGGGCGUGAUCGCUUUCAUCAUGGUACCUGGCGGAGAGACAGCAGAGCUUUGUGAAAAUGACCCCCCGGAGAUCACACACGCCACCUUCAAAGCCUUGGCCUACAAGAAGAGAACCACAUUGAACUGUGAAUGCAAGAGAGGUUACCGCAGAAUAAAAAGUGGAUCCCCCUACAUGCGCUGUGCAGGAAACUCCAGCCACUCUUUCUGGGACAGCAAGUGCCAGUGCGUGAGCUCUGCCCCUCAGAACAGAACAAAAGGAGUCGCACCGCAGCCUGGAGCGCAGAGAGAGAGCCCAGUCUCGGGGAUGCUGAGCCCCACGCAGCCCGUGGACCACGCCAGCCUUCCAGGUCACUGCAGGGAGCCUCCGCGCUGGGAGCACGAAGCUACAAAGAGGAUCUAUCAUUUCGUAGUGGGACAGAUGGUUCACUACCAGUGCGUCCAGGGGUACAGGGCUCUGCAGAGAGGUCCUGCCCAGAGUGUCUGUGAGGUAGCCUGUGGGAAAACCAGGUGGACACGGCCUCGGCUCACAUGCGUGGAUGAAACGGAGCCCAGCCCAUUUCCAGGUGAAGAGGCAUUUCAGACAAGCCGUGAAGACCUUCCUGAGAGGGAGACUUCCUGCCCCCUCACGACAACAGAUUAUCAGGAAUAUACAGAAGCAGCCACAACCAAGGAGACGUUCCCAUUUACCACAGAGUACCAGGUGGCAGUGGCUGGCUGUGUCUUCCUUCUGUUCACCAUCCUCUUACUGAGUGGGUUCACCUGGCAGCGGAGACGGAGGAAGAGUAGAAGGACAAUCUAGAAAAACAAGAAAACAAGAACUUUUGGCAUCAUGGCUGGGCGCAGUGGUUCACGCCUGUAAUCCCA